This is a messenger RNA of Hermetia illucens (black soldier fly), 2777 nucleotides long. RefSeq names its product RNA-binding motif protein, X chromosome. The transcript is spliced from 5 exons. The record is from RefSeq and is a predicted model, not a curated record. Lineage: Eukaryota; Metazoa; Arthropoda; Insecta; Diptera; Stratiomyidae. Bases 346 to 1575 code for a protein of 409 amino acids.
CAACUCCAAUUCCACUCAAUGCAGAACAUUUCUUGGCUCUUGCCGCGCCAUUUUGCUAAGUGAGUUUUGCCGUGUCGUUCAGCGAGUUUUUGGCCGCGGAUUUGUUGAAGCCGGACUUCAGUUUUGUAUUAAGUAAAUGAGUGGUUGUUGGACGAAUAAAUUGUGUGUUUAGUGUGCAUUGUGUGGUCGAUUUCGCAGGAUUCUCUCGAGUUCUGAAAGCCAAGUUCCUACAAAAGUGAGACUUCGCGGCCGGCUUGUCAAACGGGGAGGCGUCAGUGGAAAAAUCGAUAGCGAACCUUUAGGAAGUGUGUGCAACAAAUUUGUUGGCAAAGCGUGGAAGUUGAUAUGGAAGGAGCUCCUCCACCCGCUCAUCAAGGUCCACCACCAAUGCGGGGCGGUUACAGGGGUCGUGGCGGUCCGCCGAUGCGUGGAUUUGACCGCGGUCGCGGCCGAGGCAUGGGACGUGGCGGCCCGAUGGGAAUGCGAGGAGGAAUGGCUCCACCACCGAUGAUGCGUGGUCGGGGAGGACUCAUGCGUGGGCCUAUGCGUGGAAUGGGUUUUCCGAGGGGUGGUCCUCCACGUGGAGGUGGACCUCCUAUGCGAGGCAGACCCCCAGUCCACUCUCAACCUUAUGGAUAUGUUACAGCCUUGACACAGCCGCCACCGCCAGCAGAAUCGGCGCCCACUUCGAAUUCCAAUUCCGCGGAUGGUGAGCCCGCGACCGGUGCAACCUCUUCCACAACAGCGACCACUACAACAACGACGGCUACAACCCAACCAGCCUCAACAACACCUCCAGUCCGAGGAUACCCACGAGGGCGUGGCGGUCCACCUAGCAGAGGUCGCGGGGCUUACAUACCAAGCACAAAUGGAAGUGGGCAUGACCCUCAUAACAUGUACAUGUCUAAACCGUAUCGAGGUACAGCUCCGCCUAGAGGCCGUGGUGGAUACUCGCAGGGAUUGUCCCGGCCCCCACCGGCUCAUAGUGCCAACACGCAAGUCGCACCGGUCCCGACAUUAAAGCGAGGUGCUCCAUCCGGUCCCUCAGGACCUAAACGAGGACGUUAUGACCAAGGUCCCGUGAAUAGGCAGUUGGUGCCCAAGCACCAGCCCCAAGUGCAGUCUGUACACUCCUCCGCGCAUAAUUCAUACAGCUCCACCAGCACGAUACCGAGCCAUCACUCAGGCUAUCAGAAUCAUGAUCAGAUGCAGCACGUCGAUCAGUACUCGCAUCAAGCGUACUCAGCCCCACCGCCACAAACGUCAUAUAAUGGCUACAGUCAGACAGGCUACGGAUCAACAGCUGCUUCGGGAUACUCCCAGUCGACGGAGUACGACCACACACAAUAUUCUACAUACAAUAACUACAAUUUCCAUAGUUCGACUGGCUAUGGCCAACAAGAUACGCGGUAUCAAGGCUACUCACAGGACUACAGUCAAACGUAUGGAGCCCCGGCCGUGGAUUACACAGCUCCCCCACCAGAUUACACACAGCAACAGCAGUACGAUGAUCGAUCUUACAGUGGAUACGACACGCAAACAUACGCACAAGGCUAUGCAAGCGGCUACUAUUGAACAUCUUGCCGCCCAUCAAUGUUGGAAUUUGUUUUGUGUAAGCGAAGAAAGCUAUAAAAAAUAUGUUUUUGUGUGUUUGUGGUCGUAAGACUUUAAUGAUUACAUAUAAAAAAGGUAAAACUCCUAUACACAAAUAUUAUAAUCCGUGCAGUCGUUAUAAGAAAAUCAAGCCAAUUACAUCUCUAUACAUUACGAGUAAUUCCCUAUAUAUAUUACAUUUCCCCAAAAAACGUCCAGGGGAAUUAUUGGAAAGAAAUAAAAUGAUAAAUAUCAAGAAAUCGGGAGCCAAUCGCACCUUUUACAGAAGCUACAUAAGAGAAAAGAUUAGAAAGAAACCUAUAUAUUUUUUGUAUUUCGACUAAAGUAAAAUAUAUUUUAAUUUUAAGACAAACAUUUUAAAAUUAUACAAAAAAUGCGAUUCAAACAAAAUCUCUAAUUUAGUGUAGAAAUACCAAUAUCGAAAAUAACAUAAGAAAGAAUGUUUGUUAUAUUUCACAAAAAUAUGCCACGCUUGAGUAUAAUCCGGUUCUGAUUUACGCUUACAAUUAUGCAACGCAAGAAAACGAGACUAACGUUGUAUCCAUCGCAUACGACGCUCGCGCUUAUGGGAAUUUGGGCGUGGAAAUGAUAAACGUCAUUGAUGUGGAAACAGGUAUAUGGCGUGCUGCUGAAAGCAUCGGAAGGACCCCUUAAAUAUCUCCCCCCGUUUAUGUAUUAGUAAGAAAUAUAGGACGACACAAAAGAAUCAAUUUCUAACUCUAGGCUAUAAUAAAUUGCAUAUGUUUCUCUUUUUACAUAUAUUACUACACAUUAUAUGGAGAACGUGUUUAAGUAGAUAUUUAUGUCGAUGUAUCCAUUCUUAAUGUGAAUUUAAAUUUGCAUAUAAAUAAAGUAUAAAAAAUACAAAAUAUUCUUAAAAAAAUAUAACAAAAAAUAAUGAAAAGGUGAUUUUUAUUUAAAAUGCAUAACAACCAAAGAACUUUCAAGAUGUUUAAGUUUUAAUUUUAGUUUUGAUAAAAUAAAUGAAAACAGAAACAAACGAAAAUGAACAGUACGACGGGUGAUGUGACCUAUAAUUUUCUAUUUAUUUUUGAUUAAUUUAUUGUGUCAAAGUGGGUAAUAUUAAAAAAAAAUUUAUUUAAUGAAAAUCAAUUUGAAAGUUUAGAUUGACAUUUCAUUUACGAAAUUUUAAUUUCUUUGUA